CUUCUCUCUCUGCAAGAACAAACAACGUCUGCCUCUCUCUACAACUUUGCUCUGUAGCUUUUAGCUUUUAGCUUCUGCUUAUCGCCCAAGCUUGCAGAGGAAGGUUCAGCUUCAGCCUCUUCAUAUUCCAGGGCGGGCCAAGGUUUUCAACUAGCUCGUCAGCUCAGCGCUCACUCUCGCAACCGAGUUCGUUCUUAACUCAACUCACUCGUCCACUCAACGCGAUGAUGAUGACUCGGCGAGUCGGUGUGGUCGUUACGUCGUCUUUACUCGUCUUCUUCGCAGUAGUGGCUGCAGUGCUGCUGUUCGUGCCUGCGUUUGACCAUGCUGUAUUCAUGAGCAUCCGCCAUGGUUCCAUGGGUUCAAGCUCGUCUGGUGCGGGAAACAACACUCUCACUGCAACCCACCGCAAGCUUCUUCUUCGUGCGACAGAAAUGGACGAACCAAACAGAAUUCCAGGAGAAAAGUGUAGCAAGGCAGACAUAGUGAUAAACCAGGGUCCCACGGGCCCACUGCCAAGUGGUAUUCCCACCUACACCGUUGAGAUCAUGAACGUGUGUGCCAGCGGAUGUGAUGUCUCUCGCAUCCACCUCACCUGUGGUUGGUUCAGCUCGGCUCGGCUUGUGAACCCUAGGAUCUUCAAGCGCCUUCACUACAACGACUGCCUUGUGAACGAUGGCAAGCCUCUGGUCAAUGGCGGUACACUGUCCUUUCAAUACGCCAAUACUUUCCUCUACCACCUCUCAGUUUCCUCCGUUUCAUGCUCUUAAUAUCUCAAUAUUAACAAAAGAUCACCUUACUAUAAUAAUAUCACACGACAUGACAACAACAAAAACGACAAUUAUAUAAAGCACCUAAAGCAGGAUUUAGUAUAGCUAAGCUAGUUUGAGCUUUCCUAAGAGACCCAUUUUGCCCUUCUUUGUUUUUGGAUGGUUUCAACUCUUUUCUGGGAUUUGUGUACCUGAAAUGGUGUUUUGGGUGGUGGACUGGCUGAAGAUGGAUUAGGGUAGAAAUGCACGGUGACAGAGAGAGACUUGGCUGGGCCUGAACUUCAAAUUGAGUUUUUGACAUGUUUUGGGUUUCUCUCCUGUGUAUAUAGUAAUAUACUAUAGACUAUAGUAUAGGAUAUGGUUUACUGUCAUUACUUUGUUGGAGAUGCAAAAGCUCAAAUGUGAUAUUAAAGGAAUA
Prunus dulcis (almond) is the source of this 1188-nucleotide messenger RNA. Its product is annotated as protein TAPETUM DETERMINANT 1-like. Gene Ontology annotation, biological process: cell fate determination. The transcript has 4 exons. The coding region runs from base 225 to 770 and encodes 181 amino acids. Lineage: Eukaryota; Viridiplantae; Streptophyta; Magnoliopsida; Rosales; Rosaceae. The record is from RefSeq and is a predicted model, not a curated record.